AUGGCCGACUUGCCUUUCCCCAGUGGAGCUCCCCAAGCUCCUUCAACGUACAACUUCUCCUCCUCCGGUCCCCGCCGCUCUUCCUAUGCUUCAGUCGUCUCCGGCACUGCUUUGUCUCCGCCCUUUUCAAACUCCUUCUCGCAUAUUCUGAGUUCAAGUCCUGCUGCUGCGGCUGCCGCUACUAGUCCAAAUACUACGGCCUCUGCAUCCGCCUCCGCUUCACUCCAGCUUCCGCUCUUCGCUCCGCCCAGCGGUCGUCUUCCCCCGCGGGCCUUGUCCGGCCUGGAUGCCGCAGGAAUGGACUUAAACUCCGCCUGGCGGCCCUCGGGGUCUGCAGAGUCCUCAUUGCCAGCCUACUCUCGCAAAUAUGCCAAUUAUCUCCGCUCCACCGAGUACCAGAGUGGUUUCGCUGCCCCGAUCGACGGUCCCGCUUUCCUGAUUCCCUCUUACCUCCGCGAAUCCCAAUACAUCUCCCGCCUCGAAGACGCUCAUCGGGCCAAGCUUGCCGCGCAACAACGCGAGGGCGCUUCAGCAACAUCCACAUCCGGCGGUCUUGCGCUGUCGACUUCUUCCAGCCAUGCUCAGCUCCCCCGCAUGGCACCAUCGCACCGGGGCAUGACCUAUGAUAUCAUCGAGAAGGAGCCUCGAACGACACCACCAUCUCCUCAGCUUAGCCCUCUUCCCUCGCGCUGGAGCUCUGUGGACAAAUACUCGGGAUUGGAACUGUCCAACGAAGGGUUGGAUGUGCGGUACACAGGACCACUACAUAAACAUGAUCACGAGGCCGCAGCGUUACGAGCAGACCAUCCGAUGCCACCCCAAUGUGGAAUCUACUACUUUGAGAUCAAGAUCGAAUCAAAGCCACAAGACGGGAUGAUCGGUAUCGGAUUCUCAAGUACCAAGGCCUCCGUGGAGCGGCUGCCCGGGUGGGAACAGGAAUCCUGGGCCUAUCACGGAGACGAUGGAAAGUCAUUCUUUGGUGAAAGUCAGGGCCAGGGCCGGGCAUAUGGUCCGACGUUUGGAGUUGGGGAUACCGUUGGCUGCGGAGUGGACUUUUCGACGGGAUCGGCAUUCUUCACCAAGAACGGUAUCUUCCUGGGAACUGCCUUUCAAGAGCUGCGUAAUGUAAAAUUGUACCCUUCAGUGGGUAUGAAGAAACAGCCCCCCGUUCACUUGAAAGCAAACUUUGGCCAGGAGCCGUUCAUGUAUGACAUUGAUGGAAUGGUCACAACCGAGCGCACACAAAUCCGGGCGCAAAUCAAUGCCACCAGUGCUGAUAGCCUACAACCCCCCUUGAACGAAUCUGCCUUAAUGCAGGAAUUGGUUGCCCAGUUUCUGGCCCAUGAUGGCUAUGUUGAGACUGCCAGAGCUUUUGCAGAGGAAGUGGCAACUGAGACAGCUGCGUUGCAGAAUGGUCAACCAGACCCGCUUAAGAAAUAUGAGGUUGAAGAGGAUCGUGAAGCGAUCAACAGAAACAAGAUCCGAGCCGCAAUUCUUGAUGGUGAUAUCGACAAAGCUCUGAAAUUGACCAAGACGUAUUAUGCCAACGUGCUUGAGGACAAUCCACAUAUCCAUUUCAAGCUUCGUUGCCGAAAAUUCCUAGAAAUGAUGCGUCAAUCCAAUGAACUAAACAACGGGGUAGCGGCGAGCAAGCGUCGCCGAGCAGAUUCGCCAACUGCAGGCAUUGGCCAUGAACACGCUGUUUUCGAUCAGGAGAUGGAACUUGAUGAUGUUCAUUGGGACGGCGAUGGGAUGGAUACCGAUGAAACCACUCCCAUCCCUUUCAACGAGCUCUUAACUCAAGCAGUCCAGUAUGGUCAGCAGUUGUGCAUGGACUAUCCAACUGAUGAGAAUGGCGGCGACAAGAAGAUGCUCGACGCUAUCUUCUCCCUAGUCGCAUAUCCUGAUCCCCAAAGCUCAGUACAUGGUCAUUAUCUUGACCCAGCAGGCAGGGUGGCAGUUGCGGAGGAAUUGAACUCGGCUAUUCUUGUCUCUCUCGGCAAGUCAUCAUCCGCAGCCCUAGAGCGGCUUUAUCAGCAAACAGAGGCUUUGGUGAAUGAGAUUAGCGAAGACGGUGGCGCUGGGGCGUUUAUCAAUGUUCGGCACGAUAUUCUGCUCUGA
Messenger RNA from Penicillium diatomitis, 2121 nucleotides. RefSeq lists its product as uncharacterized. Gene Ontology annotation, molecular function: protein binding. Gene Ontology annotation, biological process: cell surface receptor signaling pathway; cytoskeleton organization. The record is from RefSeq and is a predicted model, not a curated record. Lineage: Eukaryota; Fungi; Ascomycota; Eurotiomycetes; Eurotiales; Aspergillaceae. Gene Ontology annotation, cellular component: cytoplasm. Bases 1 to 2121 code for a protein of 706 amino acids. The transcript is spliced from 6 exons.